AUUGUUAACAAAUGCUAAAGGCAUCUAAAUUUACUGUCAGAGAAGGUAGAUCAAAAUAAAAAAUUUUGUAAAAUGAAAGUAGCAAUAAAAAAAAACAACAUCACAGAACUCCGCGAAAACUACAUCCCGAUAUCGACAUCCAACCAGUGGUAAUCAAAGGAAGACGUAAGUCGAAACUGGAGGCGCCCAAAUCAAAAUCAGCGGCUGCGCUCGUCAAACGCAAGAACCGCAAUGCCCGUCGAAAGAGCCACUAUCAACAUCAUCACAAUAGCAACAACAACAGCAACAACAGCAGCAAUAACAGCAGCUGCAAUAGCAACAACAACAGCAGCAGCAACCACAACAACGAUGAUAAUGAUGAUUAUGACAACAGUGGUGGGUAUUAUGACGAUGAUCUGGUCAAGGAGCCGUGCCAAUUUGUGCCCGUGCGCCGGAAGCCGCUUGGUGAGUAUAUGAAUUUGGAGGGGCCACAAAUAACAGCAACGGCAGCGGCGGCGGCGGCGGCAGCAGCAGCGGCGGUAACAGCAGCAGUGGGAGCAACAACAAUAACAACAACAAUUACAGCAACGUCAUCGUCAUCAUUGCCAUCGGCGGCUUUGCAGGGCAUGCGAAUGAGCUAUGCAGCAGCCGUACAAACUGGAUUGGGAGUAAAAGUUAUGAUAUCGCCGCGUCUUAAAAAAUGUAAUAAUAAGCCUGGCAACAAGGGUCAAAAGGCCAAUAAUAAUCAUCAUAAUAACAAUAAUAAUCAUAAUAAUAGUAAGAUAACCGCUGACACAAAGUUUCGGAUAUUUGAUGAGCAACCAAAUAAGCCGCAUAUUGUCCGAGUCGACCCAAAGGUGUUUCGUACUGAUGUUGAGGCUAUGAAAGCAACUGCACGAUUGAAGACAUCCAAAACGAAGAAGCCAACGACCGCCACAGGGGCAGCAUCAGCAGCAACUUCAACAAGAAUUUUCACAUUAAAAACAAGCGAGCUAACAACUAGCCCAAAAGCUGAACCCGAAGAUGCUGAUAUUAAAGCACUGGAAUUGAAAUUCAAAAGACUGGCAUGCAAUGCAGCUGGCACCGCUGCAGUUGCGGCAAACAUGAUGCAAACGGCGAGAAAUUUGAAUUCAAUUCAAGGCAAUUCAUUAACAGCAUCAAAUGGGAGCCAAGGUCAAAACCAGAGCCAAGGCACAGCAAUCAAGCAGCAUCAUCAACAACAGCAACAUCAGCACAACGAUAACAAUGUGAAAUCGCCGGCAUUUGUGGAUUCGAUCAGUUAUUUAAGCUUUCAUCAGGAACGCUUACAGCGGAUAGUAAAUAAUCAAAGCAUUUGCGUCAUUUGCUUACAAUCACCAGAAACAAUGAAGGUACCACAGUUUGAGGACAGGCAUUUUAAAUAUCUCGAGGAAGCUGCACUUUUGGCACAAAAUCGCACCAUGCUACGCUUAUGGCUGAACGCUGAUCAACUGAUAUGCUAGUAAACAUUUUUCAGACA
Molecule: messenger RNA, 1477 nt
Organism: Drosophila hydei
Lineage: Eukaryota; Metazoa; Arthropoda; Insecta; Diptera; Drosophilidae
Product: probable serine/threonine-protein kinase DDB_G0282963
Exons: 2
Coding region: 453-1460 (335 amino acids)
Source: RefSeq, a predicted model, not a curated record